This is a messenger RNA of Cryptomeria japonica (Japanese cedar), 777 nucleotides long. Its product is annotated as small ribosomal subunit protein uS7c-like. Gene Ontology annotation, molecular function: mRNA binding; rRNA binding; structural constituent of ribosome. NCBI's taxonomy places the organism in Eukaryota, Viridiplantae, Streptophyta, Pinopsida, Cupressales, Cupressaceae. Gene Ontology annotation, biological process: ribosomal small subunit assembly; translation. The record is from RefSeq and is a predicted model, not a curated record. Gene Ontology annotation, cellular component: ribosome; small ribosomal subunit. The transcript has a single exon. The coding region runs from base 194 to 661 and encodes 155 amino acids.
AAUGCAUAAGAAUGAAUAUCUUAUAUAUACAGAUGGAAUCAUGUGGAAAGCCGUAUUCGACGAAAGUCGUAUGUACGGUUUGGAGGGAGAUCUUUGAUACCUUUAGAGAUCCACCCUACAAUAUGGAGUUAAAAAGCCGAAAUAAGUAAUUAUUAGUCUUUAUGAAAUAAAUUUAUGAACCUUUUUCACACUCAUGUCACGCCAAAGUACUGUAGAAAAGAAAAUUGAGAAAUUUGAUCCGAUUUAUCAUAAUCAAUUAGUUAACAUGGUCGUUAACCGUAUUCUUAAACACGGAAAAAAAUCAUUAGCUUAUCGAAUUUUUUAUCAAUCUCUAAAAAAGAUUCAACAAAAAACAGAGAAAAAUCCACUAAUUGUUCUACGUCAAGCAAUACAAAAAUUAACUCCCAAAUUAAUAGUAAAAUCAAGACGUGUAAGUGGAUCCACUUAUCAAGUUCCCAUUGAAAUAAAAAAGAAAGAAGGAAAAAUACUUGCUAUUCGUUGGUUAUUAGAAUCAUCCAGAAAACGUUCUGGUCGAAAUAUGCAUUUCAAAUUGAGUUACGAAAUAAUGGAUGCUGCCAGAGAGAAAGGCAAUGCUAUACGCAAGGAGGAGGAGAUUCAUAAAAUGGCAGAAUCCAAUAAAGCUUUUGCGCAUUACCAUUAACCCACUAACUAUAUAAAUAGAUCCACAGAUUUGUUGCAUUCUGGCCAAUAAAAGAAAAUUUGGAUAAAUUUUGACAAAGUAAGUUUUCUUUUAUUGGAAUGAAAACGAAAGGAAAA